Molecule: messenger RNA, 408 nt
Organism: Trichomonas vaginalis G3
Lineage: Eukaryota; Parabasalia; Trichomonadida; Trichomonadidae
Exons: 1
Coding region: 1-408 (135 amino acids)
Source: RefSeq, a predicted model, not a curated record
AUGAAAAACAACCCUGACUUAGAGAAAGACUAUAUAUUUAAUAAUUUAGUCAAAAGAGACAAACAAGAAAGAAUGCCGGGCUUCAAACUUCAGAAAGGUGACAAAGUAAAAAUAGAAAUACCUAAACGCGACCCAUAUGAAAAUACUAUUGACUAUGACAACAAUGGGAACUCGACAGGUACUCACAUUCGUGUUCGUAAAAAUAGAAGAAAGUAUACAAGAGAAUAUUAUGAAGUUUUAGGCAAACAUGGCAAAAUGUACAGACUGCAAGCAGAAGAUAAAACUACUAUUGUCAGACCUCGUUUCAAACUUGUCAAAGUUCAAGGUGGUAUACUUUCAAAGACAGUUCCUAACAAAUAUAAGACAACUCCUGACGAAUAUGCUAAAGAAGUUGAAAAUGACGACUAA